Messenger RNA from Cavenderia fasciculata, 4725 nucleotides. Its product is annotated as SET-domain protein. Gene Ontology annotation, cellular component: nucleus. Bases 1 to 4725 code for a protein of 1574 amino acids. NCBI's taxonomy places the organism in Eukaryota, Evosea, Eumycetozoa, Acytosteliales, Cavenderiaceae. The record is from RefSeq and is a predicted model, not a curated record. Gene Ontology annotation, molecular function: RNA polymerase II cis-regulatory region sequence-specific DNA binding; DNA-binding transcription factor activity, RNA polymerase II-specific. Gene Ontology annotation, biological process: regulation of transcription by RNA polymerase II. The transcript has 3 exons.
AUGGACCUAAACGACCCUACUGUUGACCAGAGCAAGACAACAACAACAACUCAACAUCAUUUACAAUCAAACAGUACCUCAGCACAUAAUAAUAAUAACGAUAAUAUAGUUCACCAGCAUCAAGAAAAGAAUAGAUCUAUUACUCACACGAUUGACCAGCUUGAGAACCACCAGCAAUUUCACAGCAUCAGCAGCAACAGACCUGCUUCAUUUGAUAUAAAUACUACAUCUGCAGAUAAUAGUAGUGAUAAUAUUGAUAAUAUUGAUAUAAAUCAAUCAGCUGAAAUUAAAAGAUUUAUCAAUCAAAAUUCAAUUUCAACAAACGACCAACCAUUGUUACAACAACAAUUACAACAAUUGCAACCAGAUUCAACAAUCAUCACCAAAGAAACUUUAUUAGAGUGGGCCACUUUGAUGGCCUCAUCGACGCCAACGUUCCCACAAAUUCCAAACAACAAUAUUAAUAAUAAUAAUAAUAAUAAUAAUUUGUCAUCGUCAUCAUCGACAUUGUCAUCUCCAUCACCUUUAUUGUCAUUGUCUACCAUUGCAGCUGUUGCAAGUGCUACUGGCCUCAACCUUGACCAUUUACUGUUAUUAACAUUAUCCAAUUCUAAUCUUAAAUCACCUCUUACCCCAACAUCAUCAUCAUCAGUCACUGCUUCCAAUUCAGGAAUCGAAUCAUCCUUUCAAUCGUCGUCGUCGUCUAAAUCACCAGCAACCAUGACUUCACUAUCCGAAUCAUUCAAUGCCAAUUACUUUUUCAACUUUGAUAGUUAUCAAAGUGGAGUAUCCAACAACUCAACCUCUUCAGGUAGUACCAUGAUCCAACCAUCAUCCACUUCCUCAUCAUCAACUGUCAAUGCACCAUCUACCCCUGGUUCAUCAAUGAGUGUCCUUUUCAACAACAACAACAAUAAUGAUAGUAAUUCCAACAACUCUAAUAAUAAUACCAACUCUAAUAAUAAUAAUAAUGGAAUAUUAUCAUUUAGUAGUUAUGGUAAUGGAUCAACUGGAUUGAGUGCUUAUUUGGUUAAUAGUUUAAAUAAUAAUAGUAAUAAUAAUAAUAACAACUCUACAACCACUACAACAACUACAACUACAACUACUCAAAAUAAUAAUAAUAAUAAUAAUAAUAAUAUGCUCAAUAACAACAUGUUUUACACUUCAAAUCCAAUGGAGAAUAAUACAAGUUGUAUUGUUUGCAAGUGGGGUAAAUGUGACUUAAAGUUUGAGUCAUUGACCGAUUUUUGGAUCCAUUUUAGAACUGAACACUUUAAAAACAAACCAUCUAUUCUCAACACCACUACUGGUGGCUCAAUCAAUGUUGUUCCAGUGGUUUGUGAAUGGGAAUCUUGUGCUGCAGGAAUCAAAGAUUUCCAUAGUUUAAUGGGUCAUAUUAAAUUUACUCAUCUUAUUAAUCCUUUUGAUCCAGUUUCACAUUCAAAGAUUCAAAAUCAAAAGAGAAAGAGUUCAAGUAGAUUGUCUCCAACUGCAUUGUUUGAAAGUACAUCGAAUCAAUCGCUAAAAGAGAGUUAUAUAUCACUUUUACAAUCUCAAAAGAUUGACAAUCACAUUCUAACUCAACUCAUACAACAACAAUUAUUAUUACAACAACAACAACAACAACAAGUAAAUAAUGUAAAUGUAAAUAUUCCAACAACCACCACAACCACUUCCUUGGCAUCUGCUCAAGUUUCAACCAACACCCGCAAUAAUGUAGAUAAUAAUAAUAAUAAAAUCAAUGAUAUGAUUGAUGAACCGAUUGCUUCUGCUGCUGCUGCUGCUACUCAACAACCCGCAAGAAAAUAUUCAAUUGAAAGUGUAAUUAAUGUAAAGAAUGAAAUGAUGGAGGAACAUCAUCAACAUCCACUCCUCCUACAACAACAACACCAACAACACCAACUCCAAAAUAUAAUGCAAUUCCAACCACAACAACCACAACCUCAACAGGCUAGUGACGAACAUAAACCAGCAGCUGCAUCUACACAGUCAAAAUCUACUAAACGAAAAAAGGCCAAUUUAAUCCCAACCAACUAUUCCCAACAACCAUUUGUGCCAACUGCUGUUACCGUUACCGUUCCCGCCGCCGCCGCCACCAUGGGAGUUGGAGGAAUCGUUUCCUCCAAUCAUAUCGAAGAACUCUCAGGUCAUCUUCGUGACAUUGAAACUGAAGAUGAAGAGUUGUCUAGUGAUCCAUCAGUCUCUAUGAUUUACAAGCAAGCCAAGUACACCGCUGGAUCGUCUCCUGUACCCGGUCAACAACAUACCUCACUUCCCCUUGACUCUAUGAUGACUACUGACCACUCCCUUGGAACUGAUGUUAUCAUGACUAGUGACCAAUCAUUUGUUAUUGAUACUACCUCUACUACUACUACCUCUACUGCUUCCACUACUACUGCCUCGACAAUAUAUCCAGCAUCGACAUCACCGGUCAAGGCAACGUCGGCAUCAUCGUCACUCCCCAAAAAACCAAGAAAGCGUAGAACGUCGUCUCCAACAGGUCCAUUUGAUUGCAAGUGGGCUGAUUGUCGUGGUCGAUCAUUUGACACACUCAAAGAGUUGGGUGACCAUAUUGAAGAACACGUGCGUAACCAACGUGGCAAAAAGAGCGAGUCUAUAUGUGAGUGGUCGGGUUGCAACCGUUCAGACAAACCCCUCAAGAGUGCCUACAACCUCAUCCAUCAUAUUCGGUACAAGCAUACUGGUGAGAAACCCUAUUCUUGCGACUUUGCAGAUUGCGAAAGCAAGUUUGUUCAAUUGUCAGACCUCAACGAACACAAACGUAACAUUCACAAGUUUGAUGACGGGUAUAUUAAAAAGAAAAGAAAUUCAAAAGCUAAAAAGGAAGGUUCAAAUGGAGGUGGUGAUGAAUCACCAACUAAUAAUGGUACAUCAAUGGCAUUAUCUAUUCUUGGAUCAGUGUCUCCAUCAUCAACCACAACUACAACAAUUGCUACUACGACACCAAGUGAAAAGAAAUCAAAAAAGACAACUACAUCAAAAACCAAAGAAUUCCAAUUACAACAUCAACAACAACAACAACAAAUACAACAACUACAACAACUCCAAUUACAACAACAACAACAGUUACAGCAAUUGUUAGAGUCUCAUCAUCAUCAUGGAAAUACAUCAACUACUUCAACUACUUCAACUACAACUUCUUCAACUCAAACUCAACAUAAUGAUUAUAAUAUUAUUAAUAAUAAUAAUAAUAAUAAUGUAAAUGUUAAUAUGGUUAAUGGAAAUGGAAAUGGAAUGGAUGAUGAUUCGUAUCACCAUUUAUAUCAAUUACAACAACAACAACAACAACAUCAACAACCAUAUAUUGUAUAUAAUCCAAACCAUAAUUUAACUUCUGCAAUCAUUGAGGAUUAUCAUCAAGGAGGAGGAAUGGAAGAGUUGGAACAUCAUCAACAUCAACAUCAACAUAUUUCACAUGAUAAUCAUAUUCUUCAUCAUCAUCAUAAUCAACAACAGGAUGACCAAGAGAUGGGUGGUGGUGGAGAUGACUUGCACAAUUAUAGUAGUGAUGAUGACCAUCAUCAUCAUGAUCAUCAUGAUCAUCAUCAUGGUCACGGUCACCACGGUAGUUUAGUUGACCAUACUCAUCCAUCACACAAACUAUUUUCCCCAAUGUUGCCAUUCCCAUCUACUCCAAACUCGGUGUCUCUUGUCUCGGAUGGUAUCAUUAUCCCAGAGUCUCCACAAAUCUCUUUACGUAAUUCAUCGUCUCGUAUCAAGUUGGGUGUUGGUGGUGGUCGUAACAGUCUCAUUUCAUCUGGUGAUCUAUUGACCACCCCCGAAACUAUUAAUAAUUAUUUUUCUCCAAGUUCUCCUCCUCAACUUGGUAGUGGUAACACCAACUCAUUAAAGUUGUCAGGGUCUAUCUCUAUCCCAUCGAUGAAACGUAAUAGUUUUAGUGGUCCAAGUACAAGUACUCCAAGUACCCCCUCUACCUCUACCUCGACCACUACUUCAUCAUCAUCCAAACCAACAGUUACAAUUAAUAUUAAUAUUAAUAGUAAUAGUCACUCACCUCUUGCACCACUUGUUUUAGAAUCGAGUUUUUCCAAACUGCCAUCUAUCGUUUCAUCGUUGGAGACUAUAUCUAAUAUCCAACCAACUAUUAUGCACCAACCACUCAAUCUGUCAAAUGAAACUAUUACAUUUGAUAUUGGUACUCCAUCAACACCUUCAUCCUUUUUAAACAAAUCUGUCAAGUCUAGUAGUAGUGGUAGUAGUGCUAGUGUAGCCACCUCUACCUCUACCUCGACUACCUCUACAACAACAACAACAACACUCACACUUCCUUCAACUCCAACCAAAUCACCUAUUUCACCAAGAUUUAAAUAUCCUUCAAUCAAUGUUGUUGGUAUGAAUCAAAAUAAUAAUCAAAAUACUAAUAAUAAUAAUAAUACAAAUAAUAAUAUUACAAUGAAUUUACCAACACCAACUAUAUCAUCUGAUGACAAUAAUAAUAAUAAUAAUAGUAAACUACCAUCUAUUAUAAUACAAACCGAAUCAAUUACAACAACUACAACUACCGAAGAACAAGUAGAAGAGGAGGAGGAAGAAGAGGAAGUUAAAUUAAAUAAUCAUCAUCAAAACGACGAUAGUGACGAUCAAGACAAUACAACAAAGAAUCAAUCAACUACUUUAAUAGCCGAUGAAGAUGGUUCCAUUCGUUCACUUGAAAUUGAUGAAGAAAAUAAUUUAUAUGACUAA